AUGGGCAAACGUGACGUUGACAGAAUCAGCUCUGAACCAGUGGAGGACACAGACACCACCACCUUUGUGGCAGAAAUUUCUUUAGAAGCUAAUUACCCUGUCCAAGUCACCGACCCUAAUGAUGCCGUGACACUCCACCUUAGCUCAAUGCCUUCUGGAUAUCUGAGCCCCUCCAAUAAAAUCCAGCAGCCAGUCAAAGACACUGAAGAAUGUACUAGCCUCAAAUCUGCUUCACAAGAUUACCCUAAAGAACUCCAAUUCCGGCUGACUAGCCCGUGUGAAAAGUGCUGCCGUCCCACACCUCCUCCCAAGAUCAGCGACCUCUUGAACGACAAAGAUCUUCUGGACUUAUUGCGACUCAAGCUGGACCCUAACCACUGCACUGUAAAAAACUGGAAAAACUUUGCUAGCCGCUGGGGCAUGAGCUACGACGAGCUGACUCUGCUGGAGUACCGGACCCAAGGUUCCCUGUCGCACAGCCCCACUCAGGAGUUUCUCCUGCGUUACAACCAGAAACCAGUCACCGAGCUUACUGAACUUUGUCGCUUUUACCAGCGCAUUGACGUGUUGCGACUGCUGCAGAGUUGGAUGGAAAAGGACUGGCCGUCACGUUGGCAACAAGCAAAUUAG
Molecule: messenger RNA, 630 nt
Organism: Nerophis lumbriciformis (worm pipefish)
Lineage: Eukaryota; Metazoa; Chordata; Actinopteri; Syngnathiformes; Syngnathidae
Source: RefSeq, a predicted model, not a curated record